Molecule: messenger RNA, 7338 nt
Organism: Osmia bicornis bicornis
Lineage: Eukaryota; Metazoa; Arthropoda; Insecta; Hymenoptera; Megachilidae
Source: RefSeq, a predicted model, not a curated record
CUAUCUGUCCGUAUGUCUCUUCGAUAUCGUCCUCUUUCCCUUACAGUAGAAUACAUAAUAAGAGAGGCGACGACGCGACACUAUUACUGUUAUCUGCGUUUCCAGAGCAACGCAGAUCGAGUACAUCUCAUACAAUGCGCUCGUUUUUCAAGUACGCAUCGCUAUACUAUAGGCUUACUUUGCUAGUCUGAUAGCUAAUUCGAUUGACAUAACGUAAUUAUCGGUCGCUGUUAAUUAGUUCUCGUUUGCCGCAGCAACUAGAAACUGGGAAGACGAAAUAAGGGCAACGUCGCCGGAAUAAUUUCAAUGCGUCGCGUCGCAUCGGCCGUUGCCUUUUUACCUGACAAUCAGAUUACUUUCAACGCGAAUUGUUCUGUGCGGAAUUCCUCCUUGAAAAAUUAAAUAAAAAGUAGAAGAAAUUUGUAUUGGUCCGUAGGAAACGCUUGGUUAUCUUAUCGUUACACGGAUUCCAAUCAAUUUGGACGAGUAUACUUGAUCAAGGAUGAAAAUUUUCAUACCAGAUUCGACAUGAAAAAGAGAAAAAGAAAAAUGAAGUAAAGUUAAAUUGCGUUCAGUCGAUUCGAGUCGAUUCGAGUCGAUUCGAGUCGAUUCGAGUCGAAUCAGAUGCAAUUCGAGUUGGGUCGGGUCGAGUCGGGUCGAGUCGGGUCGGGUCGAUAUUCCUGGCUGCGUGUGUCUUUAAGGCGAGCUACCACACCGUACCUGCAACAGCUGGUUAAAGGGUCCGCUUCCAUCAUCCUUUGCUUUCUUCUUUUCUCCAUUUUCACUGUCCGCGUCCAUUUAAUACUUACGAUAAAUAAAUAAAAUAAAAUAAAAUAAAAUAAAAGAAAAGGAAACUUUGUUCUUUCGUUCGUAUCGAGCAGAAGAAUAGUAAGAAAAAUUGAAAAAUAAACACAAAACAGCUGGGUUUUUAUCGAUUUGUACGUAGAUAUUUUGAGCGAGUAACAAGCAAAACGUAAGCGUAUUAAUAAACCUGCUGGUUACGGUUACCGUUUCCUAUGCGCCUAAUAAUGUGUGUCCUCCGUACGCGUUCGCUUUUCUUCCUUCUUCCUUUUCUCCUUUUCUCUCUUUUUUCCUUUUUUUCCUUUUUAUUCUGUCAAGUAGGAACGAACAUCGUGUCCAGUGCAGAUAGCUGGUUCGUUAUUCUUUUCCUUGUAUGUAUAUCUACGGUGAACAACGAACUCGGUAUACCUUAGGAAUACUAGACAAUAACUCUUUUGUCUAUGGUUGAAGGCGCGUAGAGGAGGAAUAUUACAACGCCGCUAGAUUAUUACAAAGGUUGUCUGGUAAAGAAAACUCAUGAGACGGAUAUCGUCCUCUCUGCGUCUCUGCGUUGGAUACGAUUCUUCAGCGAACCGCGUUUGCCGUGGUUCGAGUUUGCGUACUCGAAACUAUUCCAACUACGCUUACACGCUUAUUAACAGAUAUUUUUUCUUUGAAAAUUCAUCAACCCACCAGACUGUUUGCAACGUAUUAGCAUGGAGUAAAUUUUGUUGACGUAUCAAAAUUAGAACCACGUAUGAGUCGUCAAAGUGAAGAAGGUGAAGAAGGUGAAGAAGGGAAAAAGGGAAAGGGCGAGACAGGAGGGAGAGAACGAACCGAGAUCAGACGGUCCAGUAGCAAGUUUCAGGAUGAAAAUUCUCCUUUCCGGUCUAUCUUACCUUACCGUUUACGUCCAUCUUCGGCUAGCUACUAUAAUGAUAAUGAUAAUGAUAAUCAUUCUUAGAAUUUUUUUCCGCGUUCAACUGCCAAAGGAAAAUAUUCGCUGAUGAUUCAACUAGUCGAAAAGUCAUUGCUCUAUGAAGGAAGACGAUAAAAGUCAUCCAACAUGAUUACACGGAAACAUGACUGGAUUCGCGCGUAGGUAGAGGUCUAUGUCCGAUUAACUGUUGACGCGCGAAUAACGUACACGAACCAUCUGUAAUUUCUAAAUCGAUCAAUAUACAUAUCAUAAUGGCUAAUUAUUACUAAGCUGAUGAAACUUGAACGGGCGUAACAUAGUUUAUGUUAGGAAGGGAAAGAAAGAAGGAUCAUUGUCGUAUUUUAAGGAAAGACAGGAUUCGAUUAGAUUCGAUUCGAUUCGAUUCGAAUUGAGCGUCAGUAAACUUUAGAUAUAAAGUUGGCGCGGCAGAGGUAGCGCCUCUCCUCGGCUAGGCAGUUCUUCUCUCUACUACUGCUAUGUAAGUACUACACUACUACUACACUACUACACUCUAGGUUAUAGGUGUGUAUAGCGGUCGGGUGUUUGGCCGUUUUGCCGUUCGUUCGGCCGGUCGGUCGCGCGGGCGCACUUGCUUUUCCUUGCUGCUAAGUUGGCAACCAGUGGCGCGACGCGGUACGUAGCUUUGCGUUUGCCAGUCACCGACAAAGCUUCAACCUAUACGCGUCCGCUUCCAAGGCAAUUUGUAGCCGCGAUCGGUGACGUUUUUUGCCAUUGGAAUUGAAAUUAUAGCCUUGACGCGCCAGCAUAAAAGGCUAUUUAAAGGAUCGUUGGACGGAACGCGAGCGAUUCUGACGAAUAACAUCCAAACAUGUCGAGAACAGUUCUGGAAGUAUAUCGAUCCGCCGACGUUCAGGUCGGGGGCGGUCAAUGCCCGAUGGCGUGGACUGGAACGCAACGCUGGAGAAAUCCUGCUCCAGAAGGUGACGAUGUGCAGCGAUCGAUCGAGCUGUUGGACAAAGUGCUGUCAGAGUACGACGAGCACGAAACAGAGGGCGAAGGCGGUGGAGGCGUCGUCGGUGUCGGUGUCGGUGUCGGCGUCAGCGUCGGCGUCGGAAUCGGUGUCGGAAGUGGCGGCAACGGAGGCGGGACCGGCACAGGCGUUGGAGAUUGUGGCAGCAGCACGGAACCGAGUAUUGGUCUCACACCCGACGACGAAAGUCCGUCCUUAGGACAUCAAUCCGAGGACGACGGUUACAUGAGCAUGAAUGGACGGAAGGCAAAGAUGGCACUGGUAGCGUUACGUCCAGUUCCGGAUUGUCCAGAGCCUCAGGAUCUCGUUGGAAUAUCCAGGCAACAAUUUCCUCCGCCACCGGAGGAAGCCGAGCGAAUUAUCUCCACUUUGUUACCGAUGGUAUCGCCUGGAAAUUCGUCCAAGAGAAGCGGUCGUUCGGCCGAUCGUCGAAAUGGACGACAUCAAUGGAUGAUGGCUAUGCAAGAUAGCAUACGACAAGGAAACGGUGCCGCGAUUACCACUCAAACCACUCUCCCCAAAACGCGACACCAGAGACCGUACGGAUGGGAGAACGGUCACGGUAGCGAACCCCUCAAACGAGCUCAUCCUCCGAGCCCUCCGAGCAAAUUUGCCAGCUUGCCUUACGACGGCAAGAUAUCGUUCGGAUGGAUUCCGCCGAGGACCAAUCCGACUACCGUCGAGAAACACCGCGAGGUUAAACGUCGAUCCUCCGAAGAGGAGGAGGAGGAGGAGGAGGAGGAGGAGGAGGAGGAAGAUGAGAACGACGCAGUCGAGAGAGAAAAGAAACGGUUCGAAAAAGAUCGCGCUUCCCAUUUGCGAAAGCAACGUCAGAAUAAUGAAAUGACAAAAUCGAGCAGCGUGGAAGAUCGGCUGCUGAUGAAUCACGAACGAAACGCCGAUGAAAAUGAAGGAAACGAUCGAAAUGAUCGAAAUGAUCGAAGAAGAACCGAUUCGGACUCGAGCGAGGGUAGAUUUUCGAGAAACUCAGAGUCCGAAAGAUCCUCGAUCCCUCGUUCCAGCUCGGUCAGCGUCGAGAGAUUCUCGAUGCGAGCCACCUGCGAUUCUUCCGACUUCUCCAGAGCCAAUUCAACCUCCAACGAAAGAUUUCACUCGGAUUUCUCGAUAGCCGUGGCCAGCGCCAGCUCCAACGAUCGCGUCUCCAUGCCGACCUCUGAUCCUUUCUCGAUUCGAAACUUGGAUUUUGUCUCGUACUCUCUGCCGAACCGAGCCGACUCGAGUGAAAGAUUUUCCGCCCCGACCUCGGACAGAUACUCCGAGGAACGAUAUUCCGACAUGUUCUCCACCAGAAACUCGGAUUUCUCCACCCGAAAUUCAACCGACUUUCGAACCCAGUCCGAGGAGGAACGAUUCUCGGACGACUCUUUGGAAGAACUUUUGCCCCCUCCUCCUCCUCCUCCUCCUCCACCACCGAUCAGCAAGAGACAUUCGAUCGCUUGGGAAGUGCCCUUGGAAGACGAUCCCCUUUACGCUCCUGGAAGCACCAAGGUGAUCGGCAGGAGACGACGAAAGAGCAGCGACGUAUCCAGCGUCGGUUCCGCGUCGAAAUUACGCGACUUGGACGACGAGUGGCAGGACCCACGACUUUCCACCACCGACGACGAUCUGGUAUCACCGUACUCGGAUUCCUCGACGAACGAGCUCGAUCAAAUACGACCGGAAGCUUUUACGAAAAACGGCACUUACGUGAUACGUCGCGGUCGAAAGAAGGAAAGGAAAGGACUGCCGAAAGCCCCUAGCAACGAAAGCUUGUCCUUUGAAAAUAGCGAGAGGAACCGGUUGUCCGAGGUGAAACGAUACUCGAGCACCUUCGACAACAUCAAAAGUCUUUUGAGGGAGAAGAAACUGGAAGCAACCAACGAUCAUCCACCGAAUCCAGUCGAAUUCGGUUCGUCCCUCCUUCCUCCCGACCUGAUCAGAGUGAUCUCGCUUCCAGCGAUCAACGACCAAGAAGCCGACGACGAUCGAGGACAGCUCGAGGUGACGGUCGAAGAGGAGGAAACGUCGGAUCUUGACUCGGACAAGGAUAAAAAGAGGCGCGAAGAGGUAGUCGAGCAACUGGCACGAUUUUCCUCGUCGGGCUUCGCCGCCUCGUUCUCCUUGUCUUUAUCGUUGUCGUUGUCGACCACCGCGGACGACGAGAACGAUCGUAACCAAGAAAACGUCCAACGAAUCGUCGGUACCACCUGCAACGGAACCUCUCUGUCGGCCUCCAACAGUUACUCGAAAGGAUUCGCCGAAAGGACUGGCAAUUCGUACGCCGAAGAACAGCCGAGCGCGAAAAAGUCUUCCAAUUGUAGUAGCCUGGUUGUCGUCGGUAGCGAACAUCGACUAGCCUCGAAAAUACCUGUCAAUCUUUUGAUCGAAGACCAGAUCGUAAAGAAAGCGUUAAAGGAGAAUCGUCGGCAACUGGAAAAAGUAAGCGACGCUAUCAAGGAGAUCGAAAGCGUUAAGAACAGCGAAACGUACAGUGAGAACAAACGAUGGAAAACCGAGGGAAAACAUCCAACCAAGAGGAACAGUCUCGAGAUCGAUCAGAACGAAGUUCUGAAAUCGAUCGACGAUGUAAACUUACAAGUAGAAGAAGCCCGCGCGAAAAAACAACGAGACUCGGACAACUCGAUUGAUUCGGACUUGGAAGCCAAGGCCAGCCCGAAAACAGAAGAUUUUCAUUCUUCAGGGAGAAGAUCGCGACAGAUCGGUUGUCGGUGUCGGUGUCGCUGUCGCUGUCGCUGUCGAAAUCAUAGAAACGAUCAAAAAGAAAUCGAGAACGUGAUCGACGCUAUCCUCCAAGAUUCGAAAAAUCCAGAUUUUCAGGUAUCGUCGAGGGUUCUAGAAUUUCCACCGUUACCACCUUCCCCCGUCGAAGAAGAAGCGGACGAGGAAAGCUCGGAUAUAGGACAAACCGGUGUAACUGCUCCGAAAGCUAAAAGCCAUAACAACCGAACGAUGGAGUACAGGCCUAGAGUUCCACCGCAUCGUGCUGCUGCCCCACUGGCUUCCUCAGAUUCCAAAGCUCACUUUCAAACCUCUCUCAACACUAGAUCCAUGGACGCUGGAUUUUCGCGGGGUAGGCGUAGUACACCUACUGCCGGACGAGAGUCCAUCCAGACGAGAGUACGUACUCUGCCUACGGAUUUAACCGGACCUUCGCGGCGACGACCUUUCACGAAAAGGCACUCACCGUCGAUCGGAGCCGUGCGCGUCUUCCGAUGGAAGUGCCACCGCUACGGCAAUUGCAAAUGGUCAUGGAAAUGGAAUGGAAAUGGAAAUGGAAAUGGAAAUCGGUGUGGUAAUGGUGGAACCUCCACCACGAACGUGGCGACCGGUUCCGGGAUGCAGACUUCUUGUUCCCUUCCGGAAACUCCUGUUUUCGCUAGAGGCAGCGACAUUCUAGAACUCCUCAGCAUGCAAACACACUCGACGCAGAUGCGUCGACAACCUGGUUGGUACGCUCCAACCACCGCUACCACCGGGUAUCGACGAAACAAUCCAGGUUUGGAACAGGCGAUAAUCGGUACGGAGUCUCGAUUAGCGGGUGGUCCGAGUCGAGGAUGGUAUCCGACCAGGAAGGCGAAUCAACCACGACCGGCUUCGAUCGAGCAUCUGGAGCGGUUGAACAACGCGUACGACGCACGGCUAGUCGGAACCGGGGACCAGAGGAAACCGCUCACUUUGCCUACAAACAUCACACCGAACAAAUACUUCGGCCAAAGUAAGCACAGCUCCGCCUCCAGUACUCGCGAGGCGCUACGCAGGGUCACUAGCUUGCUCAUCAAGAAAGGAAGCGGAAGCAAGGACAGCAAGGGUGGAAAGGAGGGCGGAUCGUCGUGCGGUCCUUACGCCGGUGACGGCCCCGAAUGCGGCGGAGAUGCGCCAAAAGAGAAAGGGUUUUUCAAGUUCUGGAAGAGAUCGCGUCAUUAUCGCUGGAGAACCAAUAGCCCAGGGUAAGCGGUUAUAAGGUGACGAGCCACCAGCGACAGAGACACGCGUUACGCCAACAUCACCAUUAUCGACAGCAACGCGUCCCUACCACCGGCCGCUUGACGAACAAUGCUUGUUGCUGCAUCGUCCAGUAGCAGCGCAUCGAUACCGCUUCGUGCUAAUUCUUCCAGGCGACAACUUCGCGUCCUCUUCGUCCAUUUCCGUCGACCUUUAGUAAGUCAGUCGCCCUCGACCGGUGCCGUGGGUACCAGCCCCCAAAGAUCCAAACCAGCUACACCAAUCCGUGGAAAUUCACCGGUAAGUCGUAAUAAUCUCAGCGAGGUGGAAGGUAAGAUCGAUUCUAAAUUGGAACGAGUGCGCGCGGCUCUACUCGAGAGUAGAUAGUCGUAAAAAUCACACAACUCCGGAUCAAGACCGUGUGGCUAAUCUAAUCGGUCGCAUCCGAUCGUUAAAUUCUCUUUAAUCGUCAAACGAGAGCUAGCUACCCGUUUCUUUCCCAUCUUUCUUCACCGCGUACUCAACGCGGAAAUCCUACGUUGUUAGAAAGCGAAUAAUUUAUUGUACCCACUGCUGCUAACACCACCUACUCGGACUAUUGGAAUAUUUGCACGGUGUUAAACGCGAUACUAUGUACAAUACAACAACAAAGAAAAAGAAAAAG